Molecule: messenger RNA, 653 nt
Organism: Phalaenopsis equestris
Lineage: Eukaryota; Viridiplantae; Streptophyta; Magnoliopsida; Asparagales; Orchidaceae
Exons: 2
Coding region: 231-653 (140 amino acids)
Molecular function (GO): glycosyltransferase activity
Source: RefSeq, a predicted model, not a curated record
GCUCAUGUGCCUUUCCAAUCCUCUAUUGGCUGGUUUGACUACAGAUCCCGCGCCGAUGUGCCUGAUAUUUCCCGCAAUAGUCCCAUAUUUUUUUUACUUUUGUACAAGCUUUAUAUUUCUGCAAUGUCUGCAAGGUUUUAUUUGUCGAUCUUCCCGAUCUUUGACCUGUAUCGCCAUCUUGCUUUUCGCUGGUGCAAGCAUUCUCUUUGGAGACUGAAAGAUAAAUACUUAUGUCGGGCAAGGAAAGAAGAAUCGUGGGUGCGAGCGCCGGCUGGAAACGGCUGCACCAAUCUUUUCUUCUCUCAUGCUUUUUCAGAUGGCGCCUGCUCUGCUUCUUUAGCCCUAAGGCCGGAUGGUUCUUAUUGCCUUUUGGGUUUGUAGCGAUCACUGCGGGUCUUUACUCUGCUCUGCAGAAAGUCGGGAAUGACGAUACUUUGCCCACAGUUACAAUCUUCGCCGCGCCGCGCUCGUUUUCGUAUUAUGGAGGACUGCCUGAUUUGGCGGGAGGGCGGCAAGAGGUCGCGGUGCGUUCGUGGCUGGCUCUGGCACCGGAGGUCUCUGUCGUCCUCUUUGGGAAGGACUCUUCUGUAUUUGAUCUAGCUAGAAUUCUGGGACCGAGAGUUACUGUUGAUUCUGAGAUCGAUUUCACGUAG